Helianthus annuus (common sunflower) is the source of this 2295-nucleotide messenger RNA. RefSeq lists its product as uncharacterized. Bases 397 to 1986 code for a protein of 529 amino acids. Lineage: Eukaryota; Viridiplantae; Streptophyta; Magnoliopsida; Asterales; Asteraceae. The record is from RefSeq and is a predicted model, not a curated record. The transcript has 5 exons.
GCUUCUGAAUUCUGAUUUCAUCGGUCCAUAACAUAAAAGUAAACCAAAGCCAAGAAUAUUGAGCAUUAAAAUUUGUACUUUUCCUCUUUGUUUCUUCUUCUCUCUCUCUCUCUUGUCAUAAAUUUCUUCCAUCUUCUAAGGCUUACCCUGAGCAACAGGGUCCUCUUUCAUCACCAUCAUCAUCAUCCUCAUCAUUACCAUUAUCACCACCCAAAACCUCAUUAAUCAUUUCUAUAUCUUCACCUGCAUCAUUUAUUUCAUCAACUUAUUAACUUCAUUUUCUGGGUUCAUACAGUUUUGUAUCAAACUGUUCAAAAGUCAACUCAUUUCACUGUUACAUAUCAAGAAUUGUGUAUAAUUUGAGUUUCUUGAUUGUAAAGAUAGUUUUUUUUUACUAUGGAAAGAAAAGCUCCUCCUAUAGUUGAACAGAAUCAAAUUGGUUGUGUAUGGAAAUUUAGUGGUAUGUUUGACUUUGACCACCACCUCCACCACCACCGCCAUGGCCGGUCUCGCCGGAAACUUAUGUCAGAUGAGAGUCAUAGGAGCAAAAGUGUUUCAGGACCUGAAAGGAGCCAAGUACAAAUGCUGACCUUUGAUGAACAACUUAAAAGCAUCAAUAUUGAAUCGAAGAAGGAAACCGCAAGUGUAAACCGAGUAGAUCACUCAGGAGAGGAUGAUGAGGUCUUUAAGAACACCAUGGAGAAAUCUUUUUGGAAAAAGAUAACAUCUCGAUACGAAAACCCGAAUAAGAAAAAGGAAAACACUAAGAUUGUAGAUACAAUUGUUGUUUUGAGGCCUACUCGACGUGUUGUAGAAUCCGCGGUUGAUUUAGGAUGUCAUUGCUCGUAUUUGCACUCGCGUCACGGCUCAACAAGCAAGCAACAGAUCGUUAAAAGCGCGCCCCCAGUCUCGUUCAAUGAUGUUAGGAAAAAAUUAAAAAACUCAAAGAAGUUGAAGAGCAUACAAAAGAUGAAAUCUAGUGGUGAACUUGAUGGAAAUGGUUCUAAAAUCUUGAAGCAACGCGAACCAGAAGUCUUUGUAGAAGCAAAAAGGCACCUAGCCGAACGGUUAAGGCUAAUGGCUCAUGGUGCGGGCCUAGGUGAGCCUUCGGGAUCUUCAAGUAAACGAGUCUCGAGAACCUUGGAGAGGGUACUACUAUCGUCUCCUAAACACGAGUCAAUGGCUAGUUUUGGGCGUGAACCGGAAGGAACCCAUAGUGCAAGAAGUUUGCAGAAGACGUUGAGUGGCUCGAGCCGGUUGAACCUAGACUCAAACCCACAAAACGGGUCCAUUGAAAGAUCUCAACUAGAAUUUUCUUUAGAUGUUUCUUCACCGAAAGCCGAUGGUAAAUCAGAAAACAUGGAUCACGAUCGAUUCAGAGAGAAUCCGAGCCCUGUUUCUGUUCUUGAAUCAUUUUUCUCGGACAAUACUUGCAGUCCAACAAGCACCGUUGAAUCCGUUGAGCUUCAAAUGCAACCGCAUCGUCUGGAUUUCGAAGAACACUCGUCACAAACUUCAUCUCCACCACGACACACCGGUUUAGUUUCAUUUGCAUACGAUCGAGGGUUCAUUUCAUCAUAUGUUAGUGAUAUCUACCAAGUUUCUCAGUCAAACUGGGAUGACUUUUUAGCAAACGAUUAUCCGUUGGAACCAUCGUGUGACCAUAACAAACUCCUCCUCCUCCAUGAUUGUGUAAAGGAAGUCUUGGUUAGUGUACAUUCGCGGACGACAUUUAUCAGCUCGAAGAUUCAACCGUUCUCAUUGGAAAAAGAUGUGGUCAACGAGGUUAUUGAACGAGUUGACUGGCAUAACGGUCAACCCGCGGGUCCACGAACGCUAGAUCAUGUUGUCAAGCGGGAUAUAAUGAAAUGUGGACAAUGGAUAGACACUGUAUCAGAUGAGAAUGAUAUAGUGUUUGAAGUUGUAGAUGAAACUCUACAAGAACUGAUCAUGGAAGCCGUGUUGACUUUUGGUUUCACCUGUUGAUCGGCUCGAAGCUCAUGGACAUCAUGGUUCAGGUUCUCAGGCGGGUGCCGCUUAGCCGAACCCACGAACCCCACAUGGAUUAGUUGUUUAUGUGUUAGUAUUAUAGAUAGAGGUUGUAGUUUUGGUCAUUUUUUGUGGGAUAUAACUAUAUUUGGCCUGUUUGUGUAAAUGAGAUGAUAGGGUGUGUAAAUGAGAUUAUAGGGUGGCAAACUCGUAAUAUUCUUUAAAUUGGAACUUGUUGCUCGCUUACCUGCGAUAUUGAUGUAACUCGGCCAGUUCAUAUAUAUAAUAGUUUGUGAUUUUGUUAAA